AUGAUUUCCCUACUUGCGUUUGCUUUCUUACCUUUUGCUAAUUCUUUGAAUAUAACUUGUAACAAGAAUUGGUGCCCAGAUUCCUAUGUAAUUUUGACUUAGAAAGGAGACGGCUACUGUGAUACAGACUGCAUGACUGAAUAUUGCAAUUUUGACGCAGCAGCUGCGACAGGAGAUUAUGAUUUUACUAAAUCUGACUGCUAUGUUGAUUGCGUUUAUUAUAAUGGUUGUAAUCCUGCUUUAUUAGGAGAUGGAACCUGUGACAGUGCUUGUGAUAAUGCUAAGUGUGGUUGAGAUUUAGGAGACUGUGGGUAUUGUGCAGAUGGCUGUAAUUUUUAUUCAGGCUAUAAUGACAUGCUUGGAAAUGUUUGCUAUUCAGUGUGCAAUGCAGCUAGCUGCUAUUACGGUGAAAGUCAAUGCAAAGAAUGCAGCACAAAUUGUACAUCUGAUCUUUUAGGAAAUGGGGAGUGUGAUAAUUCUUGCAAUAACGCUGAUUGUAAUUAUGACUUUGGAGACUGUGAUAACAGCACAUGUGCAGAUGGCUGUUUUUCAUGAAUGAUAAACGAUGGAGUCUGCAAUUCAGUCUGUUAUGUUGCAGAUUGUAAUUAUGAUGGAACAGAUUGUGACUGUGCUCCUGGCUGCACAGCUGCCAUGCUAAACAAUAGUAAAUGUGAUUCAGCGUGCAAUAACGCUGCUUGUAAGUAUGAUGCUUACACUUGUGGAGACUGUAGUAGUGGCUGCUUUUAUGCAAACGUAAGUGAUGGAGUUUGCCAAGACGCCUGCUGAGUUUCAAGCUGUGAUUAUGAUGGGAAUGAUUGCCAAUGUGCUUUAGGUUGCAAUCAUACAAAUUAUGGGAAAUGCGAUGAGAAGUGCAUGACUGCAGAUUGCUAUUAUGACCAAUUCAGCUCAGAUACAACUGAGCAAUGCCAAAAUUCAAAUUUGAUGCUGUUUUAUAUGCAUUUACAGCUUGUGAAUAACGAUUUAUCAACUAUUCAAAAACUCAGUGAUUGCGCAGGCCAAAACUGUAAUACAGAAAUGCUAUUAAGUAGCCAGAAUACCUGUGUUCAAAAUUGUGAUACCAAAUCCUGUGCAUAUUCUUGGCUUAGCUGUCAACCUGAAGCGAAUACUCGUUGCCAUGAUAGAAAUUGCAAAUCCUGCUAUGGUCAAAAUGAUGGACAGUGCUAUAUGUGCGACACUAUGAAUUCAUUUCAAUUUUAUGGGUAUUGUUUAAAAACUUGUCCUUGUGGAUAUACAGCUAAAUCAAUAGCAGGCUCUUAUCCUCUAUGUUUGUCUAAUGAUGAUGACUCUACAGCGGCGAGCCCGAGUUAUUAUUAUGUGACAUCGCUCACAACAAGUGACCAAGCUGGAGGAAAUGGAACCUUACUCCCCCCCUCCGUGAGUGAACAAAAAAAAUUUGUUCACUCACGGAGGGGGUUAUUUUUUUUUUAAAAAAAAUUUAUAUAUAAAUUUUAUAAAAAAUCCUAAUUCGCAAAAAUUGGAAAGCAAAUAUUAAUUUAAUUUAUAAAAUUUAUGUUUUAAAGAGCAAUUCGUUUAAAAUUAAACAGAAUUAGCUCUAUAUUUCAUUAUACUAAUUAUCAUUUAUAUAUUAAAACUUUUUUCCAUAAAAAUUUUUCUAUUAAAAAAAUUUUUGUUCACUCACGGAGGGUGGGUUUUUUGGCAAAAAAAUAGCGAUUUUUCUAAUGGUUUUGUUCACUCACGGAGGGGGGGGUUAGAAAAUCCAUUCGAGUCAUUAUCACUUGCCUUAACAGCUAUAAACAAUAAAUAUUCAGUUGUUAUAUUACUUAAUGAUGGAGUUCAUUAUUUGACCCAGCUGAAUAAAACAAAUAUCAUGUCAGUUGUGGCGCCUGAUAGCACAAAACCUUAUAAUUCUCAAACUCACAGAAAAAGCUUAACAAUUACUACAGAAAAUAACAGCAUUGUAUAUCUUAAACCAAAGAUUGACUGAAAUAUCAUGACUAUUACUACACAAAACACUGAAUUGAUGACUAUAAGUAAUAUGAUUUUUGAUGGAAAUGAAUGGGUUCAUGGGCGAAAUAGCUGUUUAGAUGGCUAUUGCUCAUAUUGUCCAUCUGUGACUAAACAAUUUGAUGGAAGCUAUAAAGAUGACAGAGGAAAUUCAAUAGUAAAUUUUACUGAUUCAAGCCAAUGCCAAAAUUUUCACAAUUGAAAUUUAAUUGAAGCUGUCAGUGGAACGACUCUUAAACUUAUUAAUAUCACCUUUAAUAACUGAAGAAUGGAAGAAAACUCGAUUAUUUUAAACACUGGAGGAGCUGUUAAUCUCUAUGAUGUAAAUUUUGACAAUAUCAGGACUAAUCCAAGCUCAGGGUCCGCUGCAGUUGUAUUGCAAGAUUGCCAAGGAAGCUCUGGGUAUACUUAUGGAUGUGGGUAUUUCAUUUAUAGCGGAGGCAGCGUUACAAGGCUAAACAAUGGCUUUGAGUAUUCUUCAUCCAUAACACUUAAAGGAUUUUUAAGAGUUUCUAGAGGCCAGGAUAUUUCUAUUGUCAAGGUGACUUUUGCAAAUAAUGCUGUUUAUUCUUCAUCAAUGGCAAAUGAUGACUCUUUAAUUUAUUUAGAAAUUUUUAGGACUCUAAAAAUAGAAUCCUGCACGUUUUCUUAUAAUGUGGUAUACUCUGCCUUGAUUUAUUUAAAGUCAAACAAUCUUGAUCUAAAAUCAACUUUAGAUACUCAGAGUCGAGUUACUGACUAUCUGAUUGAUCAUGUGGUUAUUGAAGAUACAUUAUUUUCAUAUAAUUAUGGGUAUUAUUAUGGGAUUUUCGCAGCUCAAUACCAAACUGAGCUGCAGAAUAUUUAUUGAAAUAAUAUAACAAUGCAAUGCAACGGCGCAGAAAAAGGGGCAUUAGUGUAUAUUUUUAACUACGUUAUUUUAAACCAAUAUAUUUUUGGCCAAACUUCAAUUGUAGCAGCAUCUAACGGAAAUAAAGUCAAUGCUUAUGAACGAUAUAGAACUUUUAGCUGGGAUACUAUAAAAUUUAUAAAUAAUAAUUCAGGAGGCUCAGGAAUGUGGGAUUUUACAAAACUUGUAAACUUGAAUUUAAACAAUAUAAGUAUGACUUCAAAUGGAGCUACUAGCAAUACAGUGAAUAGUAUUGUGCUUAGCACGUGAAAAGCAAACACUAACAUUUAUUUAAAAAACUUAAUUCCGUCUACAGCCUCUUUAGAUUUUUCUUCCUUGGCAUCUAUGAACCAAAUGAUAAAACUUACAAUUAAAAAUUCAAAAAUUGAAGAAAAUCUCGCAUCAGCGUCGACACCUUAUUUAUUACUAACAAACUCAAAUAUAACAGUUUUUGAUAAUGUAAUUUUUGAUACCAAUAUAGGCAAAUCCACAGAUUAUCCCACUGUUUUGUAUAUAAAUGGGGGGAAUCAAACUGAUAUAUCAGACUCGACAGUGAAAGGAAAUAUAAAUAAUGCAGGCCAAGCCUAUGGGACGGUUUAUGCUAAAGGUAGCACUUUAGCAUUGAGUAUUGAGAAGACUGUUUUUACUAAUAAUUAUGUGAAUAAUGCUGGAGCAAUCUUGUUUUCUGGCAUAUCUAUUUCUAUAUCAGAUAGUUCAUUUAUCAAUAAUACAGCAAAUACAAAAGGCGGGGCAUUAUAUAUUCAGCAGUCAGCUGCUGCAAUUAUGACAGUUUCAAUAGAUUCCUGCAAUUUUACUUUUAAUUACGCAUUAAUAUCUCCAGGUGGAGCCAUUUACAUAGAAAACACGGGGGUUGUAUAUAACAUAAUUAGUUUUGCAUUAAAAAAUGCAAUAUUCACUCAAAAUUAUGGCAGUUAUGGAGCUGCUAUUUAUAUAGAUAGCACAGUAAAUCUUGAUCAAAAUAGCAACUCAUCCAUUGUUUCUUCUAGCUUUAUACAAAAUAAUUCAACAACAUCAGGAGCCAUCGCACUCUAUUUUUUAAGUGGAACUUUUCUUAUUUCAGAUUGUGAAUUUACUUCAAAUAUAGGAAGACUUGGCUCAUCUUUGCAUUUAGAAAUUGCAGCUGAGCCAACUAGCUACUAUUCAAGACUUACAAUAGAAUCAGGUAAUUUUAUCCAAAAUAGUGGCCUUGCAGUCAUUUAUAUGACAAAUUCUGAUGUUUAUUCUUACCUUAUUACUGACUCUUGUAAAUUUACAAAUAAUGCAGCAACACCUAUAACACUAGAUUAUGACCAUUGGGAAGAUACAAACUCCGAACUAACUUAUAACGUUGGAAGUCCAUCAGGAGGAGUAAAAAUGCUUGAUGCCUCACUUGCUGUAUGCGAAAAUACAAUUUUUUCUUAUAAUCAAGUGUCUUCAGAUGGAGGAGCUGUUUCUGCAGGAUCAGGUUCUAAAUUUUAUUGUGUAGGCUGCACAUUUAUAGGGAAUACAGCAAAAGGUUCAGGUGGAGCUAUUUUUAGUGAGCAGAAAUCGUUUUUUAACAUCACAAAAUCUUAUAUUAAAGGAAAUAAAUGUGCUGAUAAAGGAUCUGCUAUAUAUAUGCUAGGGUCAACUACUCCAAUCUCUAUCAUUUUGGACUCUAAUAUUACUUAUAAUAAUUCCACAAAUGAAGCUACUAUUGCUCUUCUUGACUCUUUUAUAAACAUUGAAUCAUCUACUAUAACCCAAAAUAUCGCGUCAUAUAUUACCCCAGGAAUCCUUUUAACACUUUCACAAGCUACAAUAUCUAACUCUGCCUUUUCAAGUCAAAAUGGAGACCAAGGAAGUUUUAUAUAUGCGACUACUCAAAGCACAGCGACUGUUUCUAACACAACUUUUACAGGUGGAACAAGUACAAACUCAGCUGGGUCUAUUUUUUCUAUUUCCAGUACUGUGAAUAUUUAUAAUGGGACUUUUAAUACAAACAGUGCCAAAAAUGGAGGAGGUGGGGUCAUUCUGUCUUAUUCAAGCAGCACUUUAGUGAUAUAUAAUAGCGCAUUUUAUAAUUCGUAUAGCAAGGAUGUGGGGGGAGUGAUAAUUGGCUAUGAAAGUGACCUGACUAUUGAUAGCACGAUUAUGAAAAAUUACAAGGUAGGCGCUAUUUAUGGAUCUAAAAUGAAUUCAGUUACUAUAAAAAAUUCAAAAUUUUAUAAUGGGAUUGGCACCAAUGGAGGCUCAUUAACUUGCAUUUCUUGUAUAUCAGUCUAUUUAUAUAACUGCUAUUUUCAAGAAAACACUGCAGAUACUGGUGGAGCCAUUUAUUUAUCUACAUCAAGUGACACAGAAAUAGAAAAUCCUUAUAUCAUAAAGCAAUCAUCAUUUUGGAAUAAUUCAGCAUCAUUAGGAGGUGGAAUAUACACAAACGAUAUCAGUUUAAAUGUAUCCUCUUCUGAAUUUGUAGGAAAUAUCGCAAAUACGACUAGCGAAAUUGUGGGAACUACCCCUGCUACUGGAAAUGGGGGUGGAAUAAAUUUAGCUUGCUCAGAUUUUACGACUUGUGUAUUUAAUAUUACCUAUAACAGCUUUACAGAAAAUUAUGCUAAAUAUAAUGGAGGAGGCAUAAACUGAAUAGAUGUGUUUCCUAUAGCUUAUGGGAAUACGUUUAAAGAUAAUAAAGCUUCUUAUGCACCUGAAAUUUCUUCAUUUGCAAUAAAAUUGAUGGCUGUAGAUAAAAAUGGGAAUCUAGUUGAAUACAAUAGAAGGCUAGAUGACAUUCCGACAGUGACCUCUAUUUCUGGGAUUGCAUCUGGUCAAACUACUACUAAGAGCAUAACCUUGGCACUAGUGGAUUAUUAUGGAAACAUUGUAGCAACAGAUAGCUCAAGCACUGCACAGCUUUUCCCUGAAGAUUCAACCUCUACAACCUUAUCUGGAACCACUAAAACAACUGCUGUUAAAGGUAUAUACUAUUUCGACAGUUUUAUAGUCUCAGCGAAACCAGGGACAAGUGUUUCUAUAAAAACAACGUCUACUGGCAUAGACACCACAAAAGCGUCUAAAAUAUCUGCAAAUGUCACAUUUAUUCCUUCAGUAACUAUUGAUGUUACUCUUCGCUUAUGCAUAAUAGGAGAAGCCACUGUAGGGGUUAAUUGUGACGUUUGCGGGGCUGGGUAUUAUUGCUUAGACCCUACUUACACUCAGUGUUUAGCUUGUCCUUCACAUUCAGCUACUUGUUAUGGAAACUAUACUAUUGUUCCGCAAAAGGGGUAUUGAAGGUCGAGCAAUAUGUCAGAGAAUUUUCUUGCCUGUCCAAAAUAUUCAGCUUGCUUAGGAUCUCCACAGCCUCCUAAUCUAUCUUUUACUGGACUUUGCCAUGAAGGAUAUACAGGAAAUUUGUGUCAGGCAUGCGAAAAUGGCUAUUCGAGAACCAGCACAAAUACUUGCGGAAAAUGUCCAGAUGCAGUUUCUAAUGCUUUUAAAGUAAUUGGAAUAAUGCUUGCUGUAGUUCUUAUAUGUGGAAUAAUGGUAAAAACGACCAGGAAUUCUGCUUACAAGCCGAAGUCAGUGCAGUCAAUAUAUAUAAAGAUUUUUGUGAAUUAUUUACAAAUUGUGAUGCUCGUGACUACUUUUGACUUGCAAUGGCCAUCCAGUGUGACCCAACUCUUUUCUAUACAAAAUGACACAGGAUCAGUAAGUGAACAGGUUUUUUCUUUUGACUGCUUUUUAGACACAGGCCAAGGUAAUGACCAAGUUUAUUUCAAUAAACUUAUUAUUAUGAGCAUAAUCCCUACAAUUAUAGCAUUAGUAUCAGUUAUAUUCUGAGGAUCUGUAGCAAUUUACAAAAAGACUUUAAAAUCAUUUAAAAAUGAUUUAAUUUCUACCAUUGUGAUUUUGCUGUUUCUUUUCCACCCAAAUUUAGUAAAGUCUAUGUUUGCUGUGUUUUCCUGUAGAGAAAUUGACGAAGGAGAGUACUGGCUUGUGCAAGAUUUAGACAUUCGAUGCUGGAAUAGCAGACAUGUAUUUUAUUCUUUGACAGUUGCAGUGCCUUCUAUUAUAGUAUGAGGAAUCGGUAUUCCGACUGUUUCUUUAUAUUUUCUAUGAAGAAAUAAAAGAAAAUUAGACUCAAUUAGUGUCAGGCUUCAGUUUGGGUUUCUUUUCAACGGGUAUAAAGCAAAAUCUUAUUAUUGGGAAUUUGUUAUUUUAUAUAGAAAAAUCCUUAUUGUAUGCUGCUCUGUAUUUUUAGCGAAUGUCAAUACAAGCAUCCAAGCAUUAACUGUCAUGAUGCUGCUUUUACUUUGCCUUUACUUCCAAAAUGUGACGCAGCCUUAUGAUGGUAAUGUUUUAAAUGAAAUGGAAAUUCGGUCAAUUUUAGUAGCUGCUGUUACAAUAUAUUGUGGACUUUACUACUUGACUGGCUCUUUAGAUUCUGUAUAGUCUAAGAUGCCUUUUAUAUUGUUAUAACCAUAAGUUUACAUUAAAGUAAAAAAAAAUUUCAAAUUUAAAAAACUUCCAAUUUGAAGUAAAAAUUUAUUUAAUUUUUAAAUUAAUGUUUUAAGGAUUUUUUCCGAUGGUUUCGUUCGCUCACGGAAGGGAUCUAUUUUCAUCUCACUGAUCAAUAAUUCCUUAUAGGGUAUAUCAAAAACUGUUUUCUUUAUUUUGAUCUGUGCUGUAAAUAUAUAUUUCCUGUAUUAUUGGCUUAAAAAAAUGUUUGGAGCUGGCUUCCAAAUCUUAUCUGAUUUAAUUCCGUGCUUACGAAAAAGAUUCAGCCGGAAAGUCAUGGAUGGGUUCAGUGACGAAAUUUUUGAAAAAUCUGAGCUAAAUCAUGUCAAAGUAAAGCAAGGAGAAAAAUAUUUUUCUAUCAUUGCAAACGAGGACCCAAUGUCAGCGUUACCUGCUGAUGUAGAGUUGGAAAGCAUGCUAAAUAUGGAUAUGAGAAAAUUAUUUUUGCGUGUCGUAGAAAAUAAAUUAGAAUCCACAAAGGGAGUUAAGGAUGUCAGCGUAGAAGAAUAUUUUCCAGGAGAAAUCUAUAAAACGGUGAUGAACGAUUUUGAUCGCACAAAUGAGGAUGCAGAUUCCCCACCUUUUAGAUCUGCAAGUUUAAAAACUAAAAUGCCAAAUAAAUAA
Messenger RNA from Blepharisma stoltei, 7996 nucleotides. The record is from the annotation of a GenBank genome assembly. Lineage: Eukaryota; Ciliophora; Heterotrichea; Heterotrichida; Blepharismidae.